GAGCAGAGGAGUACCAUGGCGAGCAGCUUCAGUUGCUCGGAACGUACAAAACUGACAUUGAUGUUGGCGCUGCUGCUCAUCUUGGUCAUGAUUCUUCGAGUCGAUGGCCAAUCUGGGUUCGUAAACGUCGACUGUGGAUGGACAGACAGUACUGGUAGCACCUACAACGACGGCGACACAGGACUAACGUAUGAUUCUGACGGAAAAUUUGUGGAAGGCGGUUUGAGCUCCAAAAUUUCUGCAGAGUUCAUGGCUGUUGCAGGGAACGAGCAACAAAAAACGCUGAGGAGCUUCCCUGACGGCAAACGGAACUGCUAUACGCUGCCAUCCGUCAUCGGUAAGAAGUUUCUGUUGAGGGCCAUCUUCAGUUACGGAAACUACGAUGAGCUGAACAGAACUCUGGACGGCUCGCCAUUCAUUUUUGGGCUGCAUAUCGGCGUCAAUUUCUGGGAGACAGUGAACUUGACAAAUAUCGAUCCAUCACUCGGAGUAUGGAAGGAGGUGCUCACCAUUGCUCCGGCCAACCACAUGUCGUUCUGUCUGAUAAACCUGGGUUCCGGGACUCCGUUCGUGUCUUCAUUGGAGCUGAGGCCACUAGGAGAUGCGAUGUACCCUUUUCUGAGUACUUCUGUGUCUGUCAGCUACGUAAAACGGUUCAGAUUUGGUAGCGUCACUAACUAUAUCACAAGAUAUCCAGUGGACGAUUACGACCGGUUCUGGGAGAGCUGGCCUUACAACACCUACCCCUGGAUCAGCCUGAGCACCAGCAGUUCAGUGAACAGGCUUAACAGCAUUGACGUCUUCCAAGUACCGGAGGUCAUCCUCCAGCAAGCCACGACCCUGGACACAAACUACUCCUUUAUGAACCUUGAUGUGGUUGCCGGCAGCAACCUGGACGCCAAGGGCAUGGAGCUUUUACCGAUCCUCCAUUUCACCGAUAUAACUCGUGACAGCCAAAACAGGAUGUUCAAUGUCUACAGCGCAGGCGAGUUGCUGUUCAAGUACGUCACUCUGUCGCCGAUGCGGGUAGAGAGCAUGUAUCCGACGGACCGGUUCUUGACGAAUCGGUUCUUGAGCAGUUCCAACACGUCCUUAAUCCUGCACAAGGUGCCCGGCUCAACGCUCCCGCCGCUCAUCAACGCAUUGGAGGUGUACUCGCUUGUUCGGACUGACAAUUUCACCACUUCCUCCGACGACGUCUAUUACAUAAAAGAGGUAAAGAAACACUAUAAUUUGGCAAGCAACUGGAACGGAGAUCCAUGCUCCCCGAGAGAGUAUACAUGGGAAGGUUUGACCUGCGACUAUUCCAAUGGCAACCAGAAUCCCAGGAUUGUCCGAGUAAAUAUGUCUACCAGCGAACUAAGUGGUGUAUUAGCUAUGUCAUUCUUGAUGAUGGCAUCACUGGAAAAUUUGGAUUUAUCACACAACAAUUUGACAGGCACUAUUCCAGACUAUGAACUAAAGUCACUAAAAGUCAUCAAUUUGUCUAAUAACAAGCUUGAUGGACCAAUCCCUAAUUCCAUUCUUCAAAGAUUUCAGGCCGGUCUACUUGACUUAAGACUAGAAGGCAAUCCCAUUUGCUCAAAAGUCAAAGACAUGUACUGUUCAAAUACGAAGAACACCAAACAUGUCAUGCUCACUGCAGUGAUAGUUGCAGUGGUACUGGUAUCACUCCUAGUAGUGCUGUGCAUAUUCUGGAAGGUAUGCAAAAAAGGGAACUCAGGAGACCAUGAGGACUAUGCCAUGUAUGAAGAGGAAACAUCUCUUCAUAUUGAUAUCAGACGGUUCACGUAUGCAGAGCUGAAGUUCAUUACUAAGGACUUCCAAUCAAUCUUUGGAAAAGGAGGUUUCGGUAUUGUUUAUCAUGGUACACUGGAAAAUGGCGACGAAGUAGCUGUUAAGGUGCUUAUGGAGACAUCAAUAGUAAAGUCAACAGAUUUCCUCCCUGAGGUGCAAACCUUGUCCAAAGUUCAUCACAAGAAUCUCGUGACUUUGGCAGGAUAUUGCCAAAACAAGAAGUGCCUAGCACUCGUUUAUGACUUCAUGCCUAGAGGAAAUCUUCAACAACUCUUAAGAGGAGGAGAUGACUAUACUUUGAACUGGGAACAGCGACUUUACAUUGCACUUGAUGCUGCACAAGGAUUGGAGUAUUUACAUGAGUCAUGCACCCCAUCAGUAGUUCACAGAGAUGUGAAGACCUCCAACAUCCUUAUAGACAAGAAUUUGGUGGGGAUAAUAUCCGAUUUUGGGCUUUCACGGGCGUUUAAUGAUGCUCACACACACAUAUCUACUGUUGCCGCUGGCACUCUUGGCUACCUCGACCCCGAGUACCAUGCAACUUUCCAACUCACUGUCAAGACUGAUGUUUACAGUUUUGGCAUCGUACUCUUGGAGAUGAUCUCUGGCCAACCCCCGGUAUUGGUGGACCCUCAAACCAUCCAUCUACCAAACUGGAUGCGCCAAAAGAUUGCUACAGGUAGUAUUCACGAUGUUGUGGACAAGAGGUUAUUCGAUCACUACGACGCUAAUUCCCUGCAGAGUGUGGUAGACCUUGCCUUGAUGUGCGUCGAAAACACAGCCAUCGACAGGCCAACCAUGCUCGAGGUUGUUUCAAGGCUCAAAGCAUGCUUGCCGGCGGUUCCAAGGCUAUCACAACUAAUGAUUUCUGGAGUUCCACCGAUAAGCAUUGUCGGGAACUUUCAGUCUGAUUAUGGCGGCCGAAUGUCAGAGACAAGCCUCUUAUCUGGCCGAUGA
Messenger RNA from Triticum urartu, 2754 nucleotides. Lineage: Eukaryota; Viridiplantae; Streptophyta; Magnoliopsida; Poales; Poaceae. The record is from RefSeq and is a predicted model, not a curated record.